AUGGACCUGCUCCGCGGCACGCGCCUCGGGGCGCCGAUGAGCGCUCUGCAGCUGAGCCUGGAGGCGCUGCACCUGGCGCCCACGGCUCCGGAUAGCAUCCCGUCUCAGCCGUUCGUGGACGGGGACCCGUUCGUGAUCGACAAGAUCCCCCACGUCUUAUUCUCAGGUGGUCACGAUAAGGCGGAGCAUCUAUUCCGGGGACAUCCAAGCGGAGAUUCAGGCACCACGUGCAUAUGCGUCCCCGCCUUCAAUCGGCAGCCCGCGGUGGUCUUCGUGAACUUGCGGGACCCCCGGGACGUGCGCGUCCACGAGCUCGGUGACGUCACGAUGCAGGAUGCGUGCUGA
Molecule: messenger RNA, 345 nt
Organism: Prorocentrum cordatum
Lineage: Eukaryota; Dinophyceae; Prorocentrales; Prorocentraceae
Source: the annotation of a GenBank genome assembly